Molecule: messenger RNA, 3167 nt
Organism: Gallus gallus (chicken)
Lineage: Eukaryota; Metazoa; Chordata; Aves; Galliformes; Phasianidae
Gene: CDC42EP2
Product: CDC42 effector protein 2
Exons: 4
Coding region: 1072-1713 (213 amino acids)
Source: RefSeq, a predicted model, not a curated record
GGCACAGCAGCAGAGGACGCCGAGCAGGAAAAAAGGGGUGAGUGCCCCCCCCCCCCACCUCACAGCCCCACAGCCCCCACCCCAUAACCCCCCCCAUAGAUAUAGGGUGGGUUUAAAGGGGUUUGAAGGGGGGGGAUUUAAGGGAGCGCGGCCUCUUCCUGCCCGUGCAGCAGAUGAGGGCGCAGCGCUCCUUCCUGCCCCACGGCCGCUGGGCUUCGAGUGGGGUGGAUUUGGGGUGGAUUUGGGGUUUUUUGGGGUACGGCUGUCCCCCACCUCUCCUCCAAUCGCGCUGUCGUUUCGUUGCCUUUUAAUGGCAGAGCAAAGUUCGUCAGCACCGAAGCUCGUUAAGGCCGAGCGACUCCAAUCCCCUCCGUCCUCCAUCCUAUGGGGGCCAACCUGCUUCCAAUUGGGGGGGGGAUACUUAAUUACCCCUAACAGCCCCUAAUGACCCCUAACGACCCCUCAUUAACCCUAUAUUUACGUAUUUAAUGCCCUUCUCGCUCUCCGUGGCGCUGUUUCGCCCCCCCCCCCCCCCCCCCCCCCCCCCCCCCCCCCCCCCCCACUGACAGCCCGGGAUUAAACCCAGAGAUCCCCGCAUCGGAGAGCGGAACACACGGCCACGUUUUGGGGUACAAACAGAGGAUUUCGGGGCUUCCCAUUAUGGGAUUUGUGGACUCCGACCCCGAAGAAGGGGGGGGGGGGGGAGCGACCUCUGCCCCCCCCGGCGAUUCCCAGCGCUGCCAUUGCUCACACCCAUUAUUUUCCAUUGCUUUCGGAGCCUUUUCUUUUUUCCCCCCUUUCCUUGGUUUAUUUUUCCCCAUUUUUGGCUUUUUUUUCCCCCAUUUUGGCUUUUUUUUCCCCCAUUUUCCGCCUUUUCUUUCCUCAUUUUCCCCCUUUCGUGCCCUUAAGACCUUUUUUCCUCGCCCACUUUCCUCCCUUUAAGGGCCCUUCACGGAGGAUCUGUGCAUCCCCAGGGCUGGAAACAUCAGAAAUUUGGGCUGAAAAAGGCCAAAUUUUGCUCCGCGGACACCCAGAGAUCGGCGCUCAGUCCGUCAGCCGGGAUCCACCACCAUGUCCACCAAGGCGCCCAUCUACCUGAAGCGGGGCAGCAGGAAGGGCAAGAAGGAGAAGCUCCGCGACAUCCUCUCGUCCGACAUGAUCAGCCCCCCGCUGGGGGACUUCCGCCACACCAUCCACAUCGGCAGUGGCGGCGAAAGCGACAUGUUUGGGGACAUCUCCUUCCUCCAGGGGAAAUUCCACCUCCUCCCCAGGACCGAGAGCGGCUUCCAUUCCGACAAGGACAGCCCCGAGGCCGCUCCCUUCGAGUUCUCCAGGACGGCCACCAUCUCCGGCCGCCAGCAGGCGACCGAAACCUCCUCUCCCCUCCUCAAAAACGCCAUUUCGUUGCCCGUCAUCGGGGGGCCGCAAGCUUUGACCCUUCCUUCCGCCCAAGCACCCCCAAAACCCCCACGGCUCCACCUGGAUGACAAAGCCGCCGCCGCCGCCGCUGCCGUCCCGCGUCCCUGCAGCCCACAGAACGGUUUCUCGGAGGAGAAGAGCAGCCCCGAGCCCUUCCUCUCGCACGCCGGCUCCCUCCUCUCCCUCCACGUGGAUUUGGGGCCGUCCAUCCUGGAGGACGUGCUGCAGGUGAUGGAGAAGCACCAAGGGGAGAAGACGGCGCAGGAUUCGGGCCGGCAGGAGAUCCUGACAUGAAGGCGAGCGGAGAACCCCUCGUGUGAAUGGGACGGGAGCACUGCAGCCCUACAGAUACCCCCCGAGGAACGGGGGAGGGAAUAAAACCCCACGAGGCCGCGGGGCAGCGCUGCAUCAUCCUUCCCUAUAGCGACGGAUUGAGCUGACCCGGAGGAAACGAAGCGCCGGUGGAAAAGGGAUGGGGUGCGAAGCCCAGAUGGGGUUCCCAAGGGAAGGCGGUGUUGUUUUGGGGGGGAUUUCGGUGCUGACUGAGGGAACGCGCGGCCCUAAAAGCGCCGGGUUGGUCCGGAGGCCACAGAGAGGUGAAAUGGAGUGGUUUUGCAGCAAAAUGGCCCCACCGGGUUUUCGUGCUGCUCCUUCUCCGUGGAAAAGCUUAAAAACAAAAAAACCCCAAAAGACCCCCCAAACCCCCCCCCCCCAAAAACCCCCAACCCACCCAAAAAACCCCAAAAGACCUCCCAAAAACCCCCAACACCCCAAGAAAACCCAAAAGACUCCCCCAAAACUACCCCAAAAGACCCCCCAAAAACCCCAAAAGACCCCCCAAAAAAUCCAGAAGAUCCCCCAAGCCCCCAAAAUAACCCCCCAAGCCCCUCCAAACCCUCCAAAAAACAACAAAAAAAACCCCAACUUUUCCCUCCAACCCCCCAAAAGCCCCCCAAACUCCCCCCAAAACCCCCAAAACAACAAAAAAAACCCCAACCCCCCCAAAAAAACAACAACAAAAAACAGAAAAAAGAAAAACAAAGACCCCCCCCCCCCCCCCCCCCCCAAAAGAGAAAACCCCCACCCGGAGCAGAGCAGCAGAAAGCUGCAGUUUGGCCAGGACCAAAAACUGUGGCUGCAGCACAGGGGUUGGAAUUUGGACGUGGUCAUAAAUCAGCGUGAAGGAAGAAGGGUGAAUCACUGCGCCCGGAGCCAGCCUGCGUGGAUUAAUUAACGACCUCCUCGUUAACCGCGCUGGCCUCGUUAACCGGGCGGAGGCUGAGAGGCAGUGGGCGCCGUUGGUCCCAUUUGUAUCAAAAACCAUCACUGAAAACACCCAUUUCUGCUGAAAUCGGCCAUCGGCGGAUGCUGACCUCGUUAACUCGCGCGGUAAUUAAUUAACUGCGGGACUUGGAGUGAUUUGUGGCCUUCUUGCCUAAAAUGAGGUGGCGUUCCGCGCUCUUCACCAACCUUCUGUUGGUUCCCCAUGUUUCUUCAUGGCCGUUUGGCACGGGUGCGUCGCUGGAUAACGACUCAUUAAUUAACGACUCAUUAAUUAGCGACUCACUAAUUAACGAGCUGGCGGCUCAUCAGUGUGCCAUCGUGUGUGCUGCCUCUUGUUCCUCAUUUCCAGGCGGGGGGGGAAAUGCGUGCAAACAGCAAACAUUUGGGGUUAAAACGCUCUUUUGCCAACUUUUCAAGCCUGCAGGAUGAGGAGUAAUUAAAAAACAGUGUUAAUUGAGCGCAAA